Molecule: messenger RNA, 1344 nt
Organism: Fusarium mangiferae
Lineage: Eukaryota; Fungi; Ascomycota; Sordariomycetes; Hypocreales; Nectriaceae
Exons: 2
Coding region: 1-1344 (447 amino acids)
Biological process (GO): DNA repair
Cellular component (GO): nucleus; Smc5-Smc6 complex
Source: RefSeq, a predicted model, not a curated record
AUGCCUACUCAAACACAUGAUUCCCCGUCGCAUUCGCGAUCACCAUCGCCGCCCUCAAGAGCCACACCAGCGCAUCGGAAUUUAGCGGUCAGAGAACGGGAUUCAGGUCGCUCCGCAUCUGGAGCCAAGAGGAAGAGAGCGGACACAAGAAACGGAGAACCCGCGAGCCAUCGAAGACGGACCGUUGAACCUCCAGCGAGCAGCGAAGACGAGGAGGAAGAUGAAGAUGUUUACGAUCCUGACCAGCCACUGGAGGAGCGCCGCAGAGUCCAGCAGGGCUUCAGAGAUUUACUUCGCGAUGUGACGGAGAACACUGAGGAAUACCUACAAGGGGACUCGCGAGGGCUCCAUGAGGCCAUUCUCCGCGCCGAUGAACUAUCGAAGAAAGUGCGACAGACUACAGAAGCAACAAUUGACUCGCGGCUACUCGUUAGCACUACCGACUUAUCUUACCGAAAGACUUUGAGACUCACACAAGGCAGCCUCUCUCAAGGCAUCGAUGUUGAUGAGUUUGUUUCAAAAUGCAUCACAUAUAUGAGACAUGGUCGAGGAAUUAUGGACGAUAAUGCACCAGAGCUCUCGAGCACCCAACGUCAAAGAAGAAGGACCACAAGAGGGGAUGAAGAUGGCGAGGAAGACAUCGGGGAUGAGGGUGAUAUGAUGAACUGGCCGCAUCUUGGCCGGUUUGCAAGUUUACCGUACAUCAGGCGUCCCGCCCUCCCCGGGUUACUCCUUGGGCCUCUAUCGGUCGAGAAGAAGGCUCGCAAGAUCACAAAGCGAAGUGCCCCCUUCAGGCCUAACAACCUGACGGAGACGCGUCCUGAAGUGCUCAAUGUCGAGGAUCUGGCCAAGAGGGAGAACGAUCUCACCGCGAUUUGCGGCAAGAUUCUCCAUCAAUUACAAACUCUCCAGGCGAACAUUCAAGGAACUGUGGCGGACCUGAUUGAUGAGAAUAUGGACGAUGACGAACAGAACAGGAUUAUGCAUCAACACGGCCUUCGGAGCACCGGUGGCAUUGACUUGAUGCGGUUCGUUGUGAAUCCCAAAUCAUUCGGCCAAACCAUCGAGAACAUGUUCUACGUCAGUUUCCUUGUCAGAGACGGCAGAGUAAAGAUCGAUUUUGAUGACUUCGAUUUACCAGCGCUUGAAAUCACAGAGAGAGAUGCCGAGGUAGAGGAAGAAGAGCCGACACGACACGGUGCAGCGAAACACCAAGCAAUCCUUUCCAUGGACAUGGAGAUCUGGCAGGACAUCAUUGACACUUUCGAUCUCAAAGAGCCCAUGAUUGCUCACAGAAAGGAGGUGACGACUUCGGGACCUGGUGCGCGGGGUUGGUAUAGCUGA